Messenger RNA from Puntigrus tetrazona (Sumatra barb), 1176 nucleotides. RefSeq lists its product as uncharacterized. The record is from RefSeq and is a predicted model, not a curated record. Lineage: Eukaryota; Metazoa; Chordata; Actinopteri; Cypriniformes; Cyprinidae.
GGGUGAUUCCUGCGACGCUGUGCCGGAGGUCUGGGUUCAGCCGGUAAUCAGGUCAUGCUGUUGCGACACGGAGUCAAAGGCUGGAGUGAAUCAGAUAAAACGAACGAAACCUCACUGAAGAGUCCAGAUAAAGGCUUUAACCCUGGAGGUGAUGGGUUGAAGUCCAGCGCUGACAGAGACGUACGGAUCAACGCUUCCCUGUCGCUCACACACACUCUCUCACAGCUAACACACUCGUGACCAGCGCCGGACUUCACCAGCAACGAGAUGAUGGCGAGGCUCUGGGUUUGUUUCUUCCUGCUCGUGCACUUUCAGACCGAAGCACUUCCUGCUAAAAACAUCCAUCUUCUGGCUCCAGAGGAGCACAAACUCAUCCUGAACCUCGGGCAGAAAGAGUUUCCUCGGGACUGUUAUGAUCUGUGGCAGAGCUCCGGCGGUCAGACGAGGGACGGCCUGUAUCAUCGGCCCGGAGACUCAACGAUCGCCGUCUACUGUGCCAUGCAGGAGGGCGGCUGGACGGUGGUGCAGCACAUCACGGUCAACAGCAGCGUGGACUUUGACCGCGGCUGGGACGAGUACAAGCACGGCUUCGGAUCCCUGAGCGGGAACCACUGGCUGGGGAAUGAGCACCUGCACCGGCUGACCCGCGGCCCGGCCCGGUACAAGCUGGGCAUCAAGCUGGUGGACGAGGACGCCGUGAUCAAGACGGGCGAGUAUGAGCCAGCGCUGGUGGAGGACGAGGAGGCGCAGUACCGUCUGAGGCUGGGGCUGUUCCAGGGCACCGCGGCCGACGCUCUGACCCUCGACACCGACAACUACCUCCACGAUAACCAGCGCUUCACCACCAGAGACCGCGACAACGACAACUACCUCCAGAACUGCGCUCAGCUGAAGUUCCAGGGCGUGGCGGGCGGCGGCUGGUGGUACGACGCGUGCGCCGGAGCGAACCUGAACCGCAGGAACGUCAUCUACUGGCAGAAGGACUGCAAUAAAGAGCACCUGUGCAAAUAUGCCUGGAUGAUGGUGAAGCCCUCAGAUCAGUUCAAAGUGAUUCACUCCGGAGACUCCUGUGCGAGAGACGAACUCUGAUCCACUCCAAAAAAACUGUCCAGUUAUCCUGUAUUAACUCUGCUUUUCGAUCGAUAGAAUAAAAGAAUCAAUCAAUAGAGUCAUGAA